Molecule: messenger RNA, 5863 nt
Organism: Mya arenaria
Lineage: Eukaryota; Metazoa; Mollusca; Bivalvia; Myida; Myidae
Product: heat shock factor protein-like
Exons: 14
Coding region: 39-1700 (553 amino acids)
Biological process (GO): regulation of DNA-templated transcription
Molecular function (GO): DNA-binding transcription factor activity; sequence-specific DNA binding
Source: RefSeq, a predicted model, not a curated record
CUCAGAAGGAAUGUCGAUGGAAUCGUAACUAGUUCAUUAUGCAUUCAUUGACAGGAAUGGGUAUAAGUAAUGUUCCAGCAUUUCUUACCAAGUUAUGGCAGUUGGUGGAGGAUACAUCUACCGACGAAAUGAUAGCAUGGGACGUGAGUGGUCAGAGUUUCCAUGUGUAUGACCAGGCUAGAUUUGCAAAGGAGGUCCUGCCCCUCUACUUCAAACACAAGAACAUGGCCAGCUUCGUCAGACAGCUAAAUAUGUAUGGUUUCCGGAAGGUUGUCACCAUAUCAUCAGGGGCGAUCAACUCUGAGAAUGAAGAUGUUGAGUUCCAUCAUCCAUACUUCAUUCGUGGAGAGGAACAUUUACUGGAAGUCAUCAAGCGAAAACCCAGCGUAAAUACUGCUGGAGUAACGAGUACUAAUGUGAAGACAGAGCCCGGUCUGACGCUGAACCAGCAAGAUGUUACCCGCGUAUUGAAUGACGUCCAGCUUAUGAAGGGCAAACAGGAUGGCAUGUCAGCAAAGAUGGAUAAAAUGAAAAAAGAAAAUGAAGCGCUAUGGAGGGAAGUGGCCAAUCUAAGACAGAAGCACAUUAAACAGCAGCAGAUUGUCAACAAGCUCAUUCAGUUCAUGGUACAUCUCGUCGGUGGAAACUCGGGAAUGGCGGGUGCCGGAGUACAGAAGCGUAAAAUGCCUCUGAUGAUCAAUGACGCAAGCCAAGUGGUGCCGUCAAAACGUACACGUUACAACAAGCAGCUGUCCAUUGAAGACCCGCAGUAUAUGGUCAACACGUCCGAGGAUGUGUUUCAGAUUGAUGGAGGCCUCAAUUCCCCUGCCAUGGGCCCCGUAAUACAGGAAGUGGUGGAUGUAGUGGACACGCCCUCCUCUUCUACAGUCUCGCUAUUUACCCCUGGCGGGGCCCCAGCAUACUCCUCUGUCCCCCUGCUGACCCAGAUUGAGGCUAGUCCCUCAUCAUCAUUUGUAGACUCCCCGCUUGAUAUGGCUGUCACUUAUAAGGAAAAGCAGGAUGAUAUGGGAGCAAGUUAUAACAGUGAGGACCUGAGUAACCUGUUACAGGUAGUGGACCCUUCCACUUCUGCCCCUACAAUGGAAGAUUCCAACUCUCAGUCCAGUUUCCUUGACAAAUAUUUAAAAGAUCACCCACUAUCAGAGAAGUCUCUGAGACCCACAACCAAUAUGGAUGACUUGGGUAACCAGGUGGAGCGUGUACAGGACGACCUGGAAAGCCUUAAAGAUCUCCUAAGUGGUUCACAGUAUAACUUUGAUACAAACACACUCUUCAAUCUCUUUGGAAAUGACAAUGUUCCUAUUUCUAUCGAAAAUCUACUUGGCGAUCUUAGCAGCACGGAUACCCAGAGCUUUAUCCCGUCUGCAACCGAGACGAAUCCUAACAACAUUACGGGCAAAGAGAUGGAGUUGUUACCAUAUCGGUCAGCAGAACUUGCGUUGCUGCCCUCAUGGAAAUUACGUAGUGAAUUGGUUCAGUUCCGGCCAUCCGAGAAUUACUUGCCGCCAGUUCCCGACCUGUCUGAGAUAAUCGAAGAAGAUUCCACAGAGCCCCUUACGCUCCCUCUUUUGUCGCCCGCGAGUCACAUUGACACUCCAGAUGUCUUGGAGGAGAUUGACCCCAUGUCGUUUAUUAAUCAAAAUCCAACAAAGAAUGACCAUGAUUAUACUGUGGAUUGAAAUUUGUUUGGAUUUGAAGUUGGAAAGCUAGGUGUAGUUAUGUCAAACAUGUAUGGACACUCCAUGGGGAUGUCACUUUUGGUUUGAAUACUCCAAUUAGACCUCUGCUAAAGAUGUUCAAAUAUAAAGAUGGCUAUGACUGUAUUGGCAAUUUUUAAAGGGACUUGUUCAUGUUUUAUUGUAAAGGGAUUCAUUCAUGCUGAAGUCAGACAUACAAAAAUAAUUUUUUGUCUGAAAUGUGAACAAAAUCUUGCUUGGAUGAUAAAACUUCAAGAAAAGUUCAAAUUCGAGGUCUAUUGUUAGUAGAUAUUUUAUAAUAUGACCGAAAAUGGUCUAGUUUGCCAAAAAGUGUCAGUAACAAUAUUAAAGUGUGAAUGAUUUUAUGCUUUGUUUAAAUGAGUAUAUUUCUGUUGCUUGUUGAUAGGGCAUGAAUUCUGUGAAUGAGUUGGUAAGUUUCUAUGGAAAUGUAGAAGUAUUUCCUGGGGUAAAGACCUUGAAGAUGUUUUUUCGAAAGGCAAUAAAUAUUUUUGUUGUUCUUUUUUUUGUCAGAUUCUUUUCAUUGGAUAUUUAACAUAGAUUUUUUUCGAUAUUGUUUAUUUUUUACAUGUACAAGUUUUGUUGUGCUAUAUUUUGUAGAUGGUAUUUCCUGAGCCGAAAUUAAUAAAUAUUUUGUUUGGUGCAACCCGUCUGUUUCGCAAAAAUACCCGUGACCCGAAAGCUUUUUAACCUCUGCAGUGGCCAUACUUUUUUUAUAUUUCAUAAAGUGACACUAUUAUUCAAAAUCAAAACAUACGAAUGCAUAACAAACAUAAAUUUUGAGUGAUAAACCUUUACUACUUACUUUAUAAUGCAUUUAUGGAAAAUUUUAAUUAAUGAUAACAAGAUUGUUACCGUGUAUUUAAUAGCUGAAAGUGCUAAAAUGUUAAAUGAUUGGUGAACGCUAAAAGAUCUACUACGAUCUUCUAUUGUCUCAUAAGGUAGAAAUACAGUGUUUGCUUCACCUUUCUUUCAAAUUAAACUCGGUAUCAUUCAUAAGAACCAUUCUUUUGAACAGUUAUUCUUCCUUUUUGGUAUAUUAAAACAAUUGUAUUAAUUGUGGUAAAUCUUAUUCAGGAGAAUGAGUGCAUCUUUAAGGGAAAAGGAAGUAAAAAAACAACAACAAACCUUCCUACCCGUACCCAUGCCUUAAGACGUAGGCCAGGUUAUGCCAAUCAAAGUAUUGACAAAUUGUGGCUGUAUUUCAGAUUUAAUUUAGUGAUGAUUUUAUUCUUAUUACAUGUUUUGAACAGUAUGCCUUUGUUUUCCAUUCAGUUGAAUGUUGUUUUGAUAUAGAGAAAUCCUAGGUGACCGUUAACUUUGAAAACAUUGAGAUUUGAUCAUUGUUAGUUCAUUAGAUCUGUACAAAUCUAAGCUAAGGCUACAAUUAAUAACAAGUUUGUGUGUCCUUACCUGACCGACUCGCACAAAUAUCUAGUUAUUUUUGGCUUCUCAGGUGGUAAUGAUUUUUCUUUCACUUUAUAAUCUUCUUUUCUUCAAAAAUGUUGUUCUUCUUUCAUUUAUAAAGAGAUAAAAGAAAAACACAAAAAACUACCUACCUCAUUUUGCUACCUAAUUUCAUACACCUCCGAAUGUGGGUCGGGCUAGGCCAAGCAAACUUUUAAUUAACUUUUUACCUAGGCUAAGGGCUGUUUUAUGCAUGUAAUAAAUUACUUUACAUACGUCAAAGAAUUACUAUAUUGUUUAAGUAUUCAUUGUUAUGGAUUGUCGUUCAUCAAUUGAUGUUACUAGUUUCCAGUGUAUUAAUUUUUCACUUAUUAAACUAUGUUUAUGUCAUUUCACCCUAAUAAUUUAACUUUGUACAGGAAAAUGACUAAAUUGUGGACAAUUUUUAAUCUUGGUGUAAGAUCAUAAUUUAUUUCACUGAGUGUUAAUAGAUAGCAAUAUUUCACAUGUGAUGAAGCCUUAGUUUUCUGUGAUCACGAGUGAAAUCAAGUUUGAUUUUACAGUGCAAUUCGACAAGUUUUCUGUUUCUGAAAUGGCGAAAUGUAAAUGUAAUUGGAGUUGCUUUGGAAUCACUUAUGAAACAUAACUUCCUGAUGUCAUUUUGGUAACGUCAUUUCAAAUAUUUUCAACCCGGCACAGUGAGUGAAUGCAUGUUACAUUGGUUCAACAAAAUGUAAAACCAAAAUCAAUAAAAGCAGUGAUAAUGUGAAAUAGAUAUUUUCACUAAUGUGUAACGUUAUAAAAGUAUCUUACAUUUACUUCCAUUGAAAACAAAGCGUUACGGAACUUGCCAGGGCUUAUUUGAUAAUUUUUCAUGAACUUGUUUCAUAAUUUUUUGUAUUGAAUGGCAACUCAUGUUAAAUGACUUGCAUUGCACGAUUUAUGGCCUUCGGACAUAUACAAUAAAAUAUUGAUAAUUUUUUUAUUUUUUUUUUCAAGGUAUUUUAGAUUUAUUCCUAACUUUCAGCUCUCCCUAAUAUGUCUGCAUUUGUAAGUGUAUGCUUCAAACAGCUCAAAUCUUGAAAUCUACUAAAAUGAACCAUCAAGCUUUUCUUUAUAUAUGUUCAUAUUGCCUCCUUGUUAGGAUCAAACUAAAACUAUGAGCAAGUUAGGUGACUCAUACAUUAUUUAUUCCAUGGACAUAUCUUUGCAACAGACAUAUAAAAUGUGUCUGUGUUUGUUGUGGCAUCAUGUGUGUGAUGUUAAAUUCAGUAUACAAAAUGCGCAAUGCAUAGUCUUACUUGUAAACAUGUUUCUUAGAAAAUUCUAGGGAUAUCAUCAUGAUGUUUUCAGUAUUGCUUCCUGAAAUGUCAUUUAAUAAAAAGAAAAUGUAUGUCCGAAGGCCCGAAAUUGUGCGAUGCUGCUGAAAUCAUAUCUAUCGAAUACUGGUUCAUGUAAAUAAAUAUGCCUGCUUUCAUGUUUUCUUUUAUCAUAUUGUAAUAAUUAUUAUUAAUAAUGCUAUACAUGGAGAUUUUGAAACUUACAUUUUUGGAAGAAUAUUUUAACAUACACAGUGAGGUCAUCAUAGGAACUAGCAUAAAACAAAAUAUCAAGAAUAUUAGUAGAGGGUGUAGGUAUAGGUUUCAUGUCACCCAAGAGGUUGUCUGUUCGAUCACUACUAGGGGUACCUUCUUAUGGCCUUUCAAAAUGGACACCAGUACUGGUUUUAACACUGGAAACACACUCAAGAGUUACUUUAUAAGCUGACAUCUUUCGCCAGAAUCGAGCUGUAAAGAAAUAGAAUUAACUGAAAAUGUUAGUUGAAGAUUAUGCUAAGGUUCUUAACAUAAUUUUUUAGAAAUUGCCUGUUGUUAAUUUUCUUACUUAUUUUGUGUCUGGAAAAGACUUUGAGGUAUUUACUUAAAAUUCAAUUAAAGAUUUAUCCUAUUUAUCACAAGUGCAGCGCACAAGAACCACGACUCUGGGUGCAGUACUUAUGUCCAUUGUUUAAUUGUGCUCCUAUGACGUAAGGCGAAGUUGGUACUGUUCUUAAUUCAGUGGUUGAUAUGGCAGUCUGUGACUGUUGUUAUUAGAUAUUGUAUUGAAUAUAGUACUGAAUAAUGGUAUACACAUCAAGCAGUGUCUGGGCAGUGUUUUGUUUAUAAUGUCAUUGUAACAGAUCAAGCACAACUCUAGUGAAUGGUUCCUCAACUUUCCGUAACCCGUUUAUAGGAUUAAAGCAGAUUAAACCGAUUGUAAUUUUACCGUUAGCCUUUGAAGUAUAAACCUAGAUUGGGGACAAAACAACUGAGCACCUGUCCAUUAAACCUUCAGGAUCAAACAUGUGGGCUUAUUUCAUGCUUCAUUUAUCUUUAUGACGUGUGCAUAUAGAAUGGAGUUCUAUCACGAAAUAUUCUGCCGAGUCACAUGUUGUAUCAAUGUGUUUCUGACUUUGACUGGAAUCAUUGUUCAUAAUUACAAUCAUGUGGAGCUUGAAAAAAAUGAGCAAAUGCUUGUUAUAACUUAAUAGCAAAUGUUGAGAAGUUGACAUGGAUUACAUAAUCAAUAUUUUAUUGAGUUGUUUAUGUAUAUUGAUAAUGCUGUCUAACAUUGCAUAUUAUAAUCCGCUGCAAAAAAAAAAAAUAUAUAUAUAUAAAAAUGCAACAUUUGUAUUCCAUAUUUGAGUGAACUUUCUGUGAUUGUUGAAAAUAAAUUUACUG